Messenger RNA from Peromyscus leucopus (white-footed mouse), 1629 nucleotides. It is a transcript of the gene Mfsd12, whose product is annotated as major facilitator superfamily domain containing 12. NCBI's taxonomy places the organism in Eukaryota, Metazoa, Chordata, Mammalia, Rodentia, Cricetidae. The coding region runs from base 109 to 1536 and encodes 475 amino acids. Gene Ontology annotation, cellular component: membrane. The record is from RefSeq and is a predicted model, not a curated record. Gene Ontology annotation, biological process: carbohydrate transport. The transcript has 10 exons. Gene Ontology annotation, molecular function: symporter activity.
CGGCGGCUCCGCCCCGUCGAGGCGGCUCCCGGGAGCGGCGGCCGCAGAGCAGCGCGGCGGUGCGGGGCGGCGGCGCGGCUGUGCGGGGCGGCGGCGCCCGCGGUCGUCAUGUCGCCUCCGCCGGGCGACGCGGGCCCGGGGCCGCCGCGGACGCUGUCCCCCGCCGCGCGGCUGAGCUUCGCGGUCGGUCACUUCCUCAACGACCUGUGCGCGGGCAUGUGGUUCACCUACCUGCUGCUGUUCCUGCACUCGGUGCGCGGCUACAGCUCGCGCGGCGCCGGGCUGCUGCUGCUGCUGGGCCAGGCGGCCGACGGGCUCUGCACGCCGCUCGUGGGCUACGAGGCCGACCGCGCCGCCUGCGCGCGCUACGGGCCCCGCAAGGCCUGGCACCUGGCGGGCACCGUCUGUGUCCUGCUGUCUUUCCCGUUCAUCUUCAGCCCAUGCCUGGGCUGCGGGGAGGCCACCCCUGAGUGGGCCGCCCUGCUCUAUUAUGGACCCUUCAUCGUCAUCUUCCAGUUUGGCUGGGCUGCCACGCAGAUUGCCCACCUGAGUCUCAUCCCAGAGCUGGUGACCAGCGACCACGAGAAGGUGGAGCUCACAGCCCUCAGGUACGCGUUCACCGUGGUGGCCAACAUCACGGUGUAUGGCGCUGCCUGGCUGCUGCUCCAUCUGCAGGGCUCCUCACAUGCGGGGCAGGACGUCAGUGGGGGCGACCAGCUGGGCGUCCAGGAUGUGCCGGUGUUUCGGAACCUGGCCCUGCUGGUGGUGGGCGUGGGAGCCGUCUUCUCCCUGCUCUUCCAUCUGGGUACCAAGGAGGGGCGGCGCCGGCCCCCGGGCACGGAACCUGACGAGCACAGCCCCUUGGUGGCCCCCACGGCCCGGCCACAUCUGCUCUGGAAGCACUGGCUUCGAGAGCCAGCAUUCUAUCAGGUGGGCAUGCUGUACAUGACCACGAGGCUGAUUGUGAACCUGUCUCAGACCUACAUUGCCAUGUACCUGAGUUACUCUCUCAGCCUGCCCAAGAAGUUCAUCGCCACCAUCCCUCUGGUGAUGUACCUGAGCGGUUUCAUCUCCUCAUUCCUCAUGAAGCCCAUCAACAGGCGAAUAGGGAGGAAUAUGACCUACUUCACCGGGCUGCUGGUGAUCCUGGCCUUCGCCGCAUGGGUGGCCCUGGCCGAUAAGCUGGGCGUGGCCGUGUACGGGGCCGCGGUGCUGCUGGGUGCCGGCUGCGCCACCAUCCUUGUCACCUCGCUGGCCAUGACCGCCGACCUCAUCGGCCCCCACACGCGCAGCGGAGCCUUCGUGUACGGUGCUAUGAGCUUCUCGGACAAGGUGGCCAACGGGCUGGCGGUGAUGGUCGCGCAGAGCCUGCACCCCUGCCCUUCCGAGCUGUGCUGCAGGGCCUGCGUUGGCUUCUACCACUGGGUGAUGGUGAUCGUCACGGGCGGCGUGGGGGUGGCCGCGGCCCUGGCUCUCUGCAGCCUCCUCAUCUGGCCCAUCCGCAUCCGCAACCGGGACCUCGGAGACCGGCCCUGACCUGGCUCCCCGCGGCAACAGGAGAAGGACCAGACACCCUAACCUCCCUGGCUCCCCACCUGCCUGGGGUCAGAGGGCACGGUGUGCAGGGGG